Messenger RNA from Cooperia oncophora, 390 nucleotides. Lineage: Eukaryota; Metazoa; Nematoda; Chromadorea; Rhabditida; Trichostrongylidae. The record is from the annotation of a GenBank genome assembly.
UCUAUGAUGCGUGUGCUGGAGUGGGUCCAUUUGUCUUGCCAGCAAUAAAGAAGGGACGCGCUUCACAUGCAUUGGCUAACGAUCUCAACCCAGAAAGUGUGCGUUGGUUGAAGGAGAAUGCAGUACUCAAUAAGAUUCCUUCUGCGAAGUUGGAAAUCCACAAUCUGGACGCAACCGCUUUCAUUCGCGGUCCUCUGGCGGAACAUCUAACUAAAGAGAUCGGUAAUGCGGAAACGUCAGAAAGCCCGCCGUCAGGAGCCCAUGUGAUGCUGAACCUACCUGGUUUCGCUGUCAAUUUUCUCCCUUCGUUUCGAGGAAUGUUAACUGAACAUUUCCCGGCAGAGUUUUCAUCCACAUUGCCUGUGAAAGUAUACUGCUACCUUUUUGCCA